Molecule: messenger RNA, 1977 nt
Organism: Paramecium sonneborni
Lineage: Eukaryota; Ciliophora; Oligohymenophorea; Peniculida; Parameciidae
Source: the annotation of a GenBank genome assembly
AUGAGGAGUCAUACCAAGCAGUUAACUAUUACGUAAGAAAACCAUUUCCAAAACUAAAUUAUUGAAAUCACUUAAACUUUGCGUAUUCUAUUUCCCAUUCUCAAGGUUCCGGCAAAUACAGAGUUGCAUUUUAACUUAUUAAUAAAGAAUUUGAAAGAUCCUUGAUUAUAUAAACAGGAUGGCGUAUUCGUUUACAAUUACUAAGAAGAGGGAUUGUCUGUCUUAUUAAAAUUCUUAAAUCAUAAUCUAGGGAUGGACUUAAACACGAUAAUUAAUUACAUUUAUUGAGAAAGCUAUAACAAUUUAUUAUGUUUUAUUUUGGAUUGCUCGAAAAUUAAGCAAAUGAAUUAAGUAUUAACAUUUAUACAAUUAAUAGAAAUAUUUUAUCUUAAGGAUAUACUUUAUCGAAUAUCAUAGAUUCACCUCUUAAUUUUUUAGUUAUCUAAACUUCAUGAAGAUGUUCGAUCAAUGUUAGUUUGGAAGCCUGAAAUAUAUUUUAAGGAUUCUCGUUUCAAUAAAAUCAAGUUUCAAUAUUAUUUAUCAGUUGGACAUUUACAUUUCCAAUUUAAACUAUUCGAUGCUGCACUUUUUUAUUAUAAAGAAGCUAUUGGUGAAUGUUAAAUUAUUAUGACUGAUAUUAUAAAUCAAGAUUUUCAUCUUAAAAAACUUUAUGACCAAUAUUCAAAAGUGAUUUCUUGGAUUAUAAUAACACUUUAUAUAAUGACUUUCGUAUAUGAAUUACAAUCAGACUAUAAUAAAUUAUUAGAAACAUUUAAAAUAGCACUUUGGCUUACAGAAUUAAUUGAUAAUUUCGGAUUAGCAAUGUUUUUAGAAGAACAAUACCAUUUGAAUUCAAAUUAAGUAUUUUAAUUAUUUAAAUCUAUAGUAUAAAUCAUUUAUGAUAGAAAUUAAAGAAAUUAACUACAUACUUGCUCCUAUAUUUCCUUAGUCUAACAUAAAAUAUGAUACAAAAUUAAAAAAUGAUAUUUGGUCAGACACAAAUGCUAGAUUUUAUAAGAAAUUUAAUAAAGAAAUAAAUCUUUAAUUAUAUUCCAUCUUUUAAUAACCAGAAGAUACUAAUUUAAAAAAAAAUAUGUUUCGACUUACAGAAUAAGAAACAACUAUUUAAUCAAAUAUUCAUACCCCUAGGUAACAUGAAAAAUGUAGAACAUUCAAUUCUUUAGAUGAAGUUAAAAACAGUAAAUUAACUAUUGGUAAUCCAUCACCUUAACAUUCUCACAGAGCAACUGCAAUUACAAAUCAUGUUAAAACUAAAUCUUUUAAAUUUACAUCAGAUAUAGAUUCUAUUAUAAAAAGAUUUCCAAAAAGAGAAAUUGAAUCAUUUUCAUCUUUAAAAGCAAAAAAGGAAUUGGAUCUCUAUUAUUAAUAAAAAGUGCUCUCUUCUUUUGAUAAUGCAAUUUAAAUUAAAUCUUUAAAAUCAGUUAAAUAAUAAAUAUCUUCUUAAGAAGAACUAGAUAAAAUAUGCUAAACUGAUCUUAUAGUUGGCAAAAAAUUAUUAAAGUUUUAAAAAUACACACAUUAAAGAGUGGCAACUAAUUCAAAUAUCAUGAAAAUUAUAUCAGAUAUUUCUAAAGAGUAAGAACAUUUGGAAGGGGUUAAUUCUGCACGUUUACUUGUUCAAGGUACUUAAGAUAUUGAAUAAAAAAUAAGAGUUAAAAUGUAAUAAUUUAUCAAAUAAAAAUCUAUGCACAAUGAAGGUGAAUUAAUGGUAAAUUCUUUUAUUAUAUUAAAUAGAAUCUUAAAGCUCUUGUAUCAGAUUAUGAAUAAAAUUUAUCAAAAGCUCCUAAAAAUCAUGAAUAACAGAUAGAAUAAUCUUACAUAUCCAAAUUUUUAAGAGAGAAAAAUAAAUCUAUCAUUUAAUCAAUUGACCAAACAAUCAAGCGCACUGCUCCAGAAUAAAUAAAAGUCAGAAAAUCAUUUUUAUCAAGGGUUCAAGAGUCACUAUUUAAAAAAUGA